AUGCGCGCUCUAUUCUGGAACCUUCGGUGCUUCGGUCAUGAUGGCCGCCGCAGGCAUCUCAUCGAGUACAUGUGUGAUGAGUCCAUUGAUGUGGUAGCAAUCCAGGAAACAAUGCGCACUGAGUUCUCUCUCGUUGAACUUGAGCGCCUUAGUAGACACCUGUUCGCAUGGCACUGGUUGCCAUCUAGUGGAGUGACAGGUCACUCUGGUGGCAUCCUUCUAGGUAUGAAGGAUGCCACCUUUGAGGUGGGAUCCAUGGAUCGUGGAUCCCAUUUCGUCAGCAUGGAUGUCUCGGAACAUGAUAUGAAUUUCAUGUGGGAGAUCAUAGUGGUCUACAGCCCGGCUGACCAUAGUCGCUCGACCUCUUUCUUGGCCGAGCUCCACGCCAAGAUCACCUCCGCGACACUGCCGGUAGUGGUAGGAGGUGACUUCAACCUCCUCCGCUCUGCUGAGGAAAAGAGCAACUCGCGUGUCGACUUUGCAGAGAUUCGUCGAUUCAACGACUAG
Messenger RNA from Aegilops tauschii subsp. strangulata, 507 nucleotides. RefSeq lists its product as uncharacterized. Gene Ontology annotation, molecular function: catalytic activity. The record is from RefSeq and is a predicted model, not a curated record. NCBI's taxonomy places the organism in Eukaryota, Viridiplantae, Streptophyta, Magnoliopsida, Poales, Poaceae.